Diabrotica balteata is the source of this 830-nucleotide messenger RNA. Lineage: Eukaryota; Metazoa; Arthropoda; Insecta; Coleoptera; Chrysomelidae. The record is from the annotation of a GenBank genome assembly.
GGCAAAUCAAGAGAAACAAACAAAUUCCUUAAAGUGUGAAGUAAACAUGGUGAUCUUGUGCAUUUUAAGUGUCUUCUUCCUUUGUACGACUGAUGCACUUCCCAGCAAAAGAGGUUUAUGGAGACAUGUAGAACCUUCUCAGUCGGGAUACAUGAUAGGAGGAUACUACAAGAAUCCAUCUCCGAAUCAGGAUUAUUAUCCCUCAAUGACUGCUUUUGUUACUAAAGAUGUUGUCGCUACCAAUACUUUUGCGGGACUCCCUCAAGAACAGGGAUGGAACUCUGAUUCUAAAGAAGAAUUUACUGAAAGGGUACCAGUAGCCCAAGAUAUUCCAAAUAGAACUCCGGAAAUUGCGAUAGAAAACAGUGAUUCUGCUGAAGGUUCAACUGCAAACAACAAUAAUAUUAACAAAACUAAUAGAAAAGGAAGGAAACCAUCCAGACCUCAACAAGAAGACGAAGACGAAACUCCGUGGUGGGCAUCUAAGAGUGGGGGUCCAUCAUUUACGUCAUUUUUCCCGAUCAACAUCAGCGGCGGAGGAGGAGGUAGCUGGAAACGUCGUUCGGCAGGUUCUGGUGCCCAAGAUGAAAACGAUAUACCGUAUUCUUCAUCAGGGUCUGCUACAGCUAUUGCCAAUUCGUUUUCGACUGGUAGAGGUGGUGUGGCAACGUCACAUGCGACUUCAUUUGGAGACCCAUAUUUAGCAGCGAUGUUUUUGAGAAACGGUUAUAAUCUCAAAGGACAUGGUCAACAAAGAGCUGGAGCUACGAAUUAUUAAUAUGUGUCCGGAAGUCCAGUUUAAUGCAGACUUAUUUGCCAAAUAUAUAUUU